CUUUCUCCAUCAAAAUGCCACUGUGUCGCUCUUGAGGUUACAGAGAAAAAAAUUGCAAAAAAGGGAAAAUUAAAGAAAAUUUUGGACCAAAAUCGAUGACUUUCACAUAGAUUCUCCAAGCUCCCAGAGCUCUAGGGUUUCAAUUUUACAUUUCUGUUAUUUUGCUUGUUUUAUUCCAGUAGAGUGGUUGGGCAUUUGUGAUAAUUUUCCUAGAAGGAAGUGAAUAAUGCCGGGAAAACCUGAAAAUGAUGAUCAUCGGUUAGAUCAGAGUGCACACAAUGUGUUGCAAUCGGCAAUCUACUCUCAACCUUGGUGGCGGGGUCCUACAUUUGGUGAAGGCGCAUCAAAAUCAUCUUCAGCAGAGCACCUGAAUGGUUCUCUUGCUGAUGGAGCUAUCCAGUCACUAGCUAAUUCUGGCUUAGAGAAUGGAGCAAACUCCAAUAAAGUUACUCAGAUCGCUAUAUCAUCACAAUCUGGUAGUUACCCUUCCAACUAUUGUUCAUUACCAGAUGGAAGUAAUGGACAAGAACACCAUCUCAAACAGGCCCCAAUGCCAGCACCUGUUGCUAUGGGUGGACACGUUGAUCCAAAUUCUCAAAUGGAACUUGUUGGUCACUCAAUUGUUUUGACAUCAUAUCCAUAUCCGGAUCCACAAUACGGUGGGAUGGUAACUUACGCGCCACAAGCUAUGGUACCUACUCAAUUCUUGCAUCAUGCUAGAAUGCCUUUGCCCCUUGAAAUGGAAGAAGAACCUGUUUAUGUAAAUGCAAAGCAAUUUCAUGGUAUUUUGAGACGAAGACAGGCACGUGCUAAGGCUGAGCUUGAAAAGAAAGCGGUAAAAGUCAGAAAGCCAUACCUUCAUGAGUCUCGACACCAACAUGCUAUGAGAAGGGCAAGAGGUUGUGGAGGCCGUUUUCUUAGUAACAAGAAGCCUGAAAAUAAUUCUACGAAUUCCACAGGAGAUAAAGAUGUAAAUUCAGGUGCUAAUUCUUCAAGACAAUGUUCCAUCUUCUCAGGCUCUGAAUGGUUGCCCAAAAACAGGAAUGGAGAUUUGGACUCCUCUGGUGGUCAGCUAGAAGGAAAAGGAUCUACUGGUCAGGACAUGCAAACACAUCCUUCCACCAAUGGUAAUGGUAAUGGUCAUGGCCAUGGACUGUCAUCAAUAUAUCAUCCAUCAUCAGGUGAUAUCUUGACCAGAGGCUUCUUGGGUCAGCAGAGGGAAAGCGCACAUAGGAAUGGGGUCACAAAUGGGGCCCUGCCCAUCAAUUAGGUUUCCACCUAAAGUUGUGGGGCCUCCUCCAUCACUUUUGCACCGGCAAAGCUGGAGGCAUUUGGCAUACUCAUCCUCUCUAUGUAGUGGUUUCCUCAGGCAAUUCAUUCUUGGCUUUGGAUACUUGGUAACGUGGUGCAUUCUCACAGAUGAGGGAGGAAGAAUCUUCAUGGAGUUCCAUUUCUUCACCACUUUGUGUAAAAAUACCAAAACUUGAGUUCUGUACCUAUGCAUUAGGAAAUAGUUUGCACGUGUAGUAAUUACAAGUGGUUUACUAUUGAGCUAUAUGCAAGUGUGAAGACUUCUUUUGUAUGUGGCAGAAAAGGGUGUACUGCUGCCUGCUGCUGAUGUACCCUAUCAUCUUAACAAUGUUAUUAGUUGUUGGUGGUGGUUUACUGGUUUUUCCUUCUGUUA
Hevea brasiliensis (rubber tree) is the source of this 1684-nucleotide messenger RNA. Its product is annotated as nuclear transcription factor Y subunit A-1. The record is from RefSeq and is a predicted model, not a curated record. Gene Ontology annotation, molecular function: DNA-binding transcription factor activity, RNA polymerase II-specific; RNA polymerase II cis-regulatory region sequence-specific DNA binding. The transcript has 7 exons. Lineage: Eukaryota; Viridiplantae; Streptophyta; Magnoliopsida; Malpighiales; Euphorbiaceae. Gene Ontology annotation, cellular component: CCAAT-binding factor complex. Gene Ontology annotation, biological process: regulation of transcription by RNA polymerase II. The coding region runs from base 227 to 1270 and encodes 347 amino acids.